CAGUCCUGGUAAUAGUAGAGUAAGAGAGAGAAGGCACGGAGAAUCCCAAUGCGCAGCAGAGUGGAGUCUGUGAGCGGGGAGGUGACCGAAUAAAUUAUUUUUCUAACAUCUGUCCACAGUCCACAUUCCACACACACACAUCUACCUCCCUCUCUUUCUCUCUCUCUCUCUCUGGGUAUGAGGUGAACCUCAUGAAAGCUUAUGAUUGCUCAUUUCUCAAUCUCCAUUUCUCCCAUCCCGUCCCUACACCCGUCUCUCUGAUCUCAAAGAGAUGGAGGCUGUAAUCUGAAAAAGGAAAGAAAGGGAGAGAAAGAUUCAAUCUUUUUCAUUAUUUUUAGAGUGAGUGGUUGGUACAGAUCCGAGGAGAGUGAGGAGCGGGGAUGAGAGAGAAUCGAACGGAAAUGUCGGAAGAUGACGAGAGAGCAACGGAUCUCGGCGGUGGUGGAGCUGUUGUUGUCGAGGCAUCGUCCAAUAAAACACGCAGCUUUGGCGGAAAUGGUGGUGGCGGACUCGGAGUCGGAAUCGGCGGCGUCGUCGAUUAUUGUCCGUCGCCGUACCCGGACCAAGUCCUCGAGAACGUACUGGAAAACGUGCUUCUCUUCCUUACAUCACGCCGCGACCGCAACUCGGUGUCCCUUGUUUGCAAGUCUUGGUACAGGGCGGAGGCGCUGACUCGGACGGACCUCUUCAUUGGGAACUGUUAUGCUGUGUCCCCGCGCAGGGCAAUCGAGAGGUUCCAAAGGGUGAGGUCCUUGGUGCUCAAGGGGAAGCCUCGCUUCGCUGAUUUCAGCUUGGUCCCGCCCAAUUGGGGUGCCCACUUCUUCCCCUGGGUCUCUGCCAUGGCCGCUGCUUACCCUUGGUUGGAAAAGGUUCACCUGAAGCGGAUGUCUGUCACUGAUGACAAUUUGACCCUCCUCGCUCACUCCUUCCCCGGGUUUAAGGAGCUUGUGCUCGUCUGUUGCGACGGCUUCAGCACCGCUGGCCUUGCCGCCGUUGCCAAGUGCAGACAACUACGAGUGCUUGAUCUAAUUGAUGAUGAAGUUAUUGAGGACGAUGUGGACUGGAUUUCCUGUUUUCCGGAGCCUGUUACCUGUCUUGAAUCUCUCAUCUUUGACUGCGUCGAAUCCCCUGUGAACUUUGAAGCUUUGGAGCGAUUGGUGGCUAGGUCUCCUUCGUUGAGGAGGCUUAAGCUGAAUCGGCAUGUCAACCUGGUGCAGCUCCAGCGUCUGAUGGUUCGGGUUCCCCAGCUUACUCAUCUUGGAACAGGUUCUUUCAGCACCUUGGAUAACCCAGCACAAGUAGAUCAGGAACCAGAUCUCUCAGCUUUUGCUACAUGCAAGUCCCUAGUUUGUCUCUCAGGAUUUAGGGACAUUGUGCCUGACUAUCUAUCGGCUAUCUAUCCAGUCUGUUCUAGACUAACCUCACUUAAUUUCAGUUAUGCCAACAUCAAUGCUGAACAACUCAAAUCUGUCAUCCGAUACUGCCAUAAUCUCCAGACUUUAUGGGUCCUUGAUUCUGUAUGUGAUGAAGGGCUUCAGGCUGUUGCUGCAACAUGCAAGGAACUCCGUGAGCUCCGCGUUUUCCCCAUCGAUGCUCGUGAGGAUGGUGAAGCUGCUGUAUCUGAGGUUGGCCUCCUUGCAAUUUCUGAAGGUUGUAGCAAGUUGCGAUCCAUUCUGUAUUUCUGCCAGCAGAUGACUAAUGCUGCUGUGGUGGCUAUGUCAAGGAACUGUCCAGAACUCAUGGUCUUUCGCCUCUGUAUAAUGGGGCGUCACCGGCCUGACCACCUGACUGGAGAACCUAUGGAUGAAGGAUUUGGAGCCAUAGUCAUGAACUGCAAGAAGCUGACAAGGCUUGCUGUGUCUGGCCUACUCAGUGAUAAGGCCUUCAGUUAUAUUGGGGAGUAUGGUAAGUUGAUUAGGACUCUGUCUGUUGCUUUUGCCGGAGACAGCGAUAUGGGGUUAACAUAUGUGCUCAAGGGUUGCCCCAAAUUGCAAAAGCUAGAGAUCAGGGACAGUCCAUUCGGGAACUCGGCCUUGCUCUCUGGCUUGCACCACUACUACAACAUGAGGUUUCUCUGGAUGUCGACAUGUAAAUUAACCCUUGAAGGAUGCAAGGAGGUUGCUCAAAGAAUGCCCCACUUGGUGGUUGAAGUGAUCGGGGACAGGGAUGAAUGUGACACUGGUGAUGCCAUUGAUAAGUUAUAUAUGUAUCGAUCUCUUGAUGGGCCAAGGGCUGAUGCACCACCAUUUGUGAUGAUCUUGUAGUCAUGCAGUCGAGUAUGCUAGUGACAAGGAUGUGUUAUCUGUUCAUAUGACGGCCACUGAAUGAGUUCACCUUUUCAACUUUGCAGGAAUACAGUGGGUGCAUUUUAAAACCCACAGGCAGGUUCUCUCAUGCCUUGUCAACAAAGGUGACAAUGCACUGCAUCUUUCUUUCUCAUGCCUCAUGAAACUAAGAUGACAAAACGUUGUAUCUUUCUUUGCUUGGGCUGUUGGAGUGGCAUUUGAAGUGGAAUACCUGUAAAGCUUUUCAUCUCAUGUUCGCCUAGGUUUUGGAACGGUCCAGCGAAGGGAAUGAAAUUAGGCAGUGUUCGGUCAGAUGGGCUAGCUCAUCAGAUGUUGUAUUGUAGGUGAUCGGAUUUAAUGUUUUCAUUAUUUAUCAUAAAAGAAAAAAAAAGUAGUUGCAUGGUGGUCGGCGCAGUGGAGGAUGCCUCAUCCAAACGAAGCUGUAACUUAUUUGGAGUUGAGGGCAUAGAAUUUGCAGCUUCCAUCUUGUGCAAGAUCAGUGUGCUUCCUUGACAAAGAAACGCAGACCGAUCAUGGGGGAUUGGAGAUUUUUUUUCUUUAAAUAUUUUUUUAAUGAGCAGGGGGAUUGGAGGUUUGGAAGGUGAAGGUGAUAAAUUAUAAACCUAUUUACUGGCCUAGCGUUGGAGAAAGUCAUAUCCUGGGAGAUGAUGCUAUUUUUUUAUUCUCUUUUUCAAGUGGUAGUUAAUUUAAACUGUUCUUUAUUUGAUUGUUUUGGACAUCUUAGCAAAUUCCCUUAGAUUACUGUAAGGCAUUUCAGGAAUGUUAAUCUAUCCCCAGUCUCCAUGGAAGUUUUGUUUCUGAAAUCCUUGGUUCUGAAGUGAUUGCUUAA
Molecule: messenger RNA, 3135 nt
Organism: Nelumbo nucifera (sacred lotus)
Lineage: Eukaryota; Viridiplantae; Streptophyta; Magnoliopsida; Proteales; Nelumbonaceae
Product: transport inhibitor response 1-like protein
Biological process (GO): SCF-dependent proteasomal ubiquitin-dependent protein catabolic process
Cellular component (GO): SCF ubiquitin ligase complex
Source: RefSeq, a predicted model, not a curated record